This is a messenger RNA of Arabidopsis thaliana (thale cress), 261 nucleotides long. RefSeq lists its product as uncharacterized. NCBI's taxonomy places the organism in Eukaryota, Viridiplantae, Streptophyta, Magnoliopsida, Brassicales, Brassicaceae. The transcript has 3 exons. The record is from RefSeq and is marked reviewed. The coding region runs from base 1 to 261 and encodes 86 amino acids.
AUGUUUGGGAUGCUUGGUAUAACCCUUUUCGGUUGUUGGCUGUUGCUUUCUAGGCAAGGUGACCAACUUGCUAUUGGUAAGGAGUCGCAGACUUGGAAUGGGAAUAAACAUGUAUCCCUUUUUCGGCUUUUCAAGGAGUACGCGCAAGCGGUAGGAACCAACAAACCCCAUGGACGAAUAUGUCUCUCAAAGGUAGCAUGUUAUGAAUAUGUUUUAGAACUCUUUGUGAGAACCAAACAGAGUUUUUGCCACAUGUUGUAG